CUAUAAUUUUUAACAUCAAACAUUUGGAUUAUAAUUAAAGUACAUGUAGUUCAAAAUGAAAUGUGUCUAUAAUAAAAUUAAGUUUGAAAGAUAAUGUUAUAAAAUACAUUUUAAUUAUGGUAUCAACAUUUUUUGUUUAAAAUCAAUUGACAUAAAGCCAUUAUUAUGACAUCUGUCCGAGAUAAACAAAUUGCAGCAUUGAAGCAAAUGCUCAACUUAAAUAGUCCAGAUUUUAAAGAUAAUAGUUCAGAACCUGUUUGGAAAGUACUAAUAUAUGAUCGUCGUGGUCAAGACAUCCUAUCACCAUUAAUUCCAAUUAAAGAACUACGAGAAUGUGGUGUGACAUUGCAUUUAAGUAUUCAUUCUGAACGUGAUCCUAUACCUGAUGUAGCUGCUAUUUAUUUUUGUAUGCCAGAUCAAGAAAAUCUUGACCGAAUAGCUCAGGAUUUCCAAAAUAAUGUGUAUGAAAAAUAUUAUUUAAAUUUCAUCUCAGCUAUUUGUCGUCAAAAAUUGGAAGACUUGGCUAGUGCUGCAUUACAAACAGAAAAUGUUAGCCAAGUUCAUAAAAUUUACGAUCAAUAUUUAAAUUUUAUUUCUUUGGAAGAUGAAUUAUUCAUAUUAAGCAAUCAAAAUUCACAAGCUGUAUCAUAUUAUGCAUUGAACCGUGCUGAUGCUAAAGAUACAGAUGUUGAAGUAAUGAUGGAUGAUACUGUUGAUGGUCUGUAUUCAGUAUUUGUUACUCUUGGGACAUUACCUAUUAUUCGUAGUGCCCGUGGUAAUGCUGCAGAAAUGGUUGCUGAAAAAUUAGAUAAAAAGCUGAGAGAAAAUUUAAGGGAUACUAGAAAUAGUUUAUUUUCAUCUGAGAAUUCUGGAUUUUACAAUUUUCAGCGGCCUCUUUUAAUUGUACUUGAUCGUAAUAUUGACAUGGCAACACCUCUACAUCAUACGUGGACUUACCAAGCAUUAGUCCAUGAUGUACUAAAAUUAAAUUUAAACAGGGUUACAGUAACUCAAGAACAAAAAAAACCCAAAACUUUUGAUUUGGAUCCAAAAGAUUCUUUUUGGAUGACUCAUAGAGGAAGUCCAUUUCCUACAGUAGCAGAAUCAAUUCAAUCUGAAUUAGAGCAAUUAAAAAACUCUGAAGAAGAAGUCAAACACUUAAAAGAAUCUAUGGGCUUGGAUGGAGAGAGUGAUGUUGCUUUAGCCAUGAUGAGUGAUAAUACAGCUAAGCUUACAUCUGCUGUUAAUUCUUUGCCUCAACUAUUAGAAAAGAAAAGGUUAAUAGAUAUGCAUACAGACUUAGCUACAAGUAUUUUAUCUGUUAUUAAAUCUCGACGUUUAGAUUUACUGUUUGAAUUUGAGGAAAAAGUUAUGAGCCAAGUAUCAUUGGAUAAACAAAUACUAGAUAUUAUCAAUGACCAAGAAGCUGGAACUGCUGAAGAUAAAAUGAGACUGUUCAUAAUUUAUUAUAUUUAUACACAUAACAUUUCAGUUUCAGAUUUGGAUAUGUACUCAUCAGCCUUAGAAAAACAAGGUUGUGAUCUUAGCCCACUCAAAUAUAUUAAAAGAUGGAAAAUGUACUCCAAUAUCACAACUACAUCAAAUCAAUAUGGGGGUGGUACCAAAUCUGUUAAUAUGUUUGAAAAAUUACUUUCUCAUACUUCUUCAUUUGUUAUGGAAGGUGUAAAAAAUUUAGUUGUUAAAAAGCAUACAUUUCCAGUGACUCGAAUUGUUGAUGAAUUAUUAGAAAAUAAACAAUCAUCUAGUUCAACAGAUGAAUUUCGUCAUUUUGAUCCUAAACAAUUACGUAAUUCUGAUGGAUUUAAAUCAAAAAAUACAUUUAGUGAAGUUAUAGUAUUUAUAGUUGGUGGAGGCAAUUACAUUGAAUAUCAGAAUUUAUUGGAGUACGUAAAAAAUAAAACUGUGUCUCCUGGUAUACCACAAUUAAAAAUUGUUUAUGGAUCGACUGUAGUAAAUAAUGCUUCAGACUUCUUGGAACAGCUAUCGUUGUUGGGCAAAGAAUUAAACUAAUAUAUUUUCUGUUAUUUUAAAUUUUUUUUAUUCAAUUAGUAAAUAUAUAUAUUUACAAACA
Messenger RNA from Sipha flava (yellow sugarcane aphid), 2092 nucleotides. RefSeq names its product sec1 family domain-containing protein 1 (gene Slh). Bases 166 to 2031 code for a protein of 621 amino acids. The transcript is spliced from 2 exons. NCBI's taxonomy places the organism in Eukaryota, Metazoa, Arthropoda, Insecta, Hemiptera, Aphididae. Gene Ontology annotation, biological process: intracellular protein transport; endoplasmic reticulum to Golgi vesicle-mediated transport. Gene Ontology annotation, molecular function: syntaxin binding. Gene Ontology annotation, cellular component: cytosol; Golgi membrane. The record is from RefSeq and is a predicted model, not a curated record.